GCGGGGGAAUGGCGGGCUUUAGUAGGCGGGGUGUGCGCCGAGCCGGCUGAGGGCUGUCUCGCUACCUGCGGCGGCGGCUCGGGCCUGCCACUGCAGGAACAGGUCGGCUGUGAUCAUGGAAGUACCAGACAUCGGUUCCGAUGAGGAGCGGGUGGCCAGGGUCGACGAGUACGGGUUCGAGCGACCGGCUGGCAACGAUACCGAGGGGCUGGUGUCGGAUUACCAGGCAGUGCUGAGCCGUCGGGCGAUCAAAUGGCGCAAACUGUUGCAGAGCAGCAGACUGCAACGGAGCCUGAAAGUAAAACGAUAUAUCAGAAAAGGCAUUCCAAACGAAUAUCGUAGUCUCAUCUGGAUGACUGUGAGUGGAGCCCAAGGACAGAUGGAAAAUAAUCCAACUUACUACAAGAAACUGCUGGAAAUGGAGGAAGAUCCAAAGCUGGUUGAAUCUAUUAGAACAGAUAUUAACAGGACGUUUCCUGACAAUGUGCAGUUUCGCAGAACCACUAACCCCUCCUUUCUGCAGCCACUUUUUAAUGUUUUGGUGGCAUAUGGAAAUCACAACAAAACAAUUGGUUAUUGCCAGGGAAUGAAUUUUAUUGCUGGAUACUUGCUCAUAGUGACCAAGGAUGAAGAGAAGUCCUUCUGGUUGUUGGACUCGUUGAUUAAGAAGAUAGUGCCAGAUUUUUACAGUCCAACAAUGAUCGGGCUUAAGACCGAUCAGGAGGUUCUGGGUCACCUGGUUAGGUUAAAGGUUCCUGCAGUGGCUGAGUUGAUGGAACAGCACAGCGUGAUGUGGACCUUGGUAGUCUCACGGUGGUUUAUCUGUUUGUUCAUCGAUAUUCUCCCUGUGGAGACUGUCCUUCGAAUCUGGGACUGUCUGUUCUAUGAAGGAUCUAAAAUCACGUUUCGUGUGGCCUUGACGUUAAUAAAGUACCACCAGGCUUCAAUUUUAGAAGCAAAUAAUUUCCCAGCAAUCUGUGAGAAAUUCAAACAGAUCACACGUGGUCCUAUGGUCCAAGACUGUCAUGGUUUUAUGAAGAAAAUAUUUACUGAACCUGGACGACUGCCUCUCACUGUGAUCACAAAGCUACGAGAGAUUAGCGGAGCUCAGUUAGAUGACCAGAGUUGAUGUGCAUGUUCAGUUCCAGCACACAAAGUCCCUCAGGAUUUGAAAUACUUCCUACAUUCCUCCAUUGUGCAGAUGGGCUGGAGUUGCCUGACCUCUAUCCCAGUUCCUGUGAGCUACAUCUAACCUGUAGAAUAUUGACUUUCAAAAACUUAAUUAGCUAUUUGUACAUUGAAUUCAGGUGAUCAAAAAUCCAGCAUUUGAUUUAGAUAUAAAGUAAGAUUACUUAAUGAAGGGCUGUUUGUACUUGUAGAUCUUUUUGGUCACUUAAUUUAUAUUUACCUUUCCACUAAAAUAUAACUUUUUAAUAUAUUGUUAAAUAGAAUGAUCUAAUUAUUAAGUGUGAAGAUGGUAAAUGUGUUAUUUGAUAUCGGUGACAUUUGAUCAGGUGUAAUUUAUCCAUGGCAUAGCCUGGAUAAAGGCAUUGCUACAUGUUUCUUUUUUGAUUGAUGUGGAAUGCAGCUGUGCCUCGCAGCAGCAAGCAACUUGGAUAUGUAAAAGGCAAUAAUCAAAAUUAGGCACUUCUCUGGAUGUAGAAUUGCUCCUUUGGUGUAUGCAGGGUUCCUUCUAUCUGCGUGACAGCUGAUUUUUUUGUAUUGAUUGUUUAUAAAUGCAGAAUUUUACAGAUGUUUAGAUGUAUUUUUAAGAAAAGAUUAGUUUCUGUGCAAAAGUAAUAAUAAACAUCAAGUCAAAGAGU
Molecule: messenger RNA, 1823 nt
Organism: Leucoraja erinaceus (little skate)
Lineage: Eukaryota; Metazoa; Chordata; Chondrichthyes; Rajiformes; Rajidae
Gene: grtp1a
Product: growth hormone regulated TBC protein 1a
Exons: 8
Coding region: 116-1129 (337 amino acids)
Source: RefSeq, a predicted model, not a curated record